AUGCCAAGCAUCAGUACAUACAAAUCGUCCACGAAACGACCGUCUAGUUUUUCCAGUAAGCAGCCACCAACAUCGACCAGCCACAUUUCAGCCAACAGUGUUGACGGCUCAUCACAGAAGAUGAAGUUGAAGCGACGCGUUCGUUCCCAAAAACGUGCCUGGAAAUGGCAUGUACCAAGAGGUGAAUCUUCCGAUGAGAACUGCUCCAAAUGCCAGUAUGUGAGUCGUCGUAUUGGAAUUGCUUGCGAUAAUGUGCAACCGUCAUCACAACUGUCUUCUGUUGGAAUUUGUGAAAAGCAUAUGCGAUUUGCGAGGCAACUAAAGCAACUUUUCGUUGCCGAACAGCAUCGCGCUGAUCAAGGUGACUUUAUUGCACCUCGUAUGGAUGAAGAUGGCAUGAUCAGUGUCAGGUGUUUAUGUGUGUAUUACAGUGAUGAUGACGAGACACUUGCAACGACAUCAGAAUGGCCGUGGUCAGAGGAGAACUUACUCUACGAUCCAAGUUCAGUUGACGAUCGUGUGAAUGUUGCUUUAAAUUCUGAAGCGAUCACUGAGAAGGAGCUGUUAUUGGGUCGUUUAGCGACACUGGAGAAUAGAUUGGCGGCCAUCAAAGAAUAUCGUGAGGUAUUGUUUGAGAGGCGAUCACGUUUUGAGGUGUUCCUACAAGAAAAGGUUGCCGAAGAGACUAAAAAAGGCAAGUUGGUUGCUGAAACAGCGAAAGAGAAGCGUUUAAUGCGUUUGUUACGUGCAUCAAAACGUUACGAUCAUUGGCUUACGUCAAAAAGUUCGAAAGCAAUGCGUUCACAAUUGCUGGCGCGUAUCAAACAAAACGAAGAACGCAACAAAAAAGUGGCUGAGAAGGAUGAGAGCACAACUGAAGAGCUGAUGGAGUCGAACACUUCGAAGUCGGAAGAACCAUUGGACUUUUUCGAUGUUUUUGAUGAUUCGACUGGUAACGACGACAGCGAGCAAAAACAGUCAACGCUUUGCUCAUUCGUUUAUGAGCAGGAGGAAGAGGAGAGUGGUGGUGGGGGCGUUGUAGGAGGAGAGAAUACGGAGGAGACAAACUCGAAACAAACUGAAAACGGAGAGCACAAAAAGGUCAAGCAGCGACAGUGCACAAAUCGAGCCAUACCUUAUUUGAACUACUGCAUAGGACAUGUAUUCGAGAAUGCAAAUCAGCAGAUGUUCGCGGCUUGUUUGGAGUGUGGUGCAGCGGCGUUGGAUUUCGAUGAUGGUGAACACUACUGCUUCGAGCAUCUUUAUCUGUCAUUUUCGUCGAGAUUAGACGAACUGGAAUUGGUUGGUGCAAACAGUGACUUCAUUCAGUAUGAAGAAGAGGGCAGUGCACCGGUCAAAUUCGUUCUUAUUGACGAUGAAGACGAGAAUGAAACUGGCAAAAACGAUAUGGCUACCAUCACUAAAAACUUCAACAGCACUAAAGGAGCAGGCUCUUCUGGUGGAUAUGCAAUGAAUCCCAACAUAUCAGUUCGUCGUGUCCCAAUGAUCGCUCGAAGGAGGGUGGAUGAGAAGAACUCGUCCUCUGCACGAACACGACCGUUCACGUCGCAAUACUUCAUCGAAUCAAAGGAAAAAUCCAAACAGUAA
This is a messenger RNA of Anisakis simplex (herring worm), 1608 nucleotides long. The record is from the annotation of a GenBank genome assembly. Lineage: Eukaryota; Metazoa; Nematoda; Chromadorea; Rhabditida; Anisakidae.